UGUAUCUUCCAUGGGAUUUGGCGUGGUGACGUCAGCACGUCCUGACCUCUCGCGAGCGCAGGAAACUGGAGCAGCGACAAACUCUCGCUUUAAAUUUAGUUUUAACUCUUUUUUCCCUUUUAAUUGUUGUUUUUCGAACCCAAACCGGCCGACGAAAGGCUUUGUUUGUGGCCAGUGUCGUUUAAAGAGCGCGCUGUGCUUUAAAAGUGGUGGAUUUGUACUUUUAUCCCGGUGUUUUUCCUCAUGGAUCAGAUGGUGACGCGUCAGAAUAAUUGACACUAAUAAACGCGAUUCAUUAAUUCAUAUUUUCUAAAUACAACACGUCAUUAAAGGUCGGGUUUGGGCGUAGAUUUUAACCGCUGAAGUUGUUCUAUUCCUGCGCUUUAAGGAUUAUAAUUUUGAUUACUCUUGUUUAGCUGCUAAUGCUAACUAGCGCAGGCCGCUGUUGGAGUUUAUUUAUAUUUAAGUAUUUGUAUAUUGAUGAGAUUUAUAGGUGUGUGUGAGUGUAUAUGAAUGGCAGUGAGAAUCUGAUGGGCUUUGAUCGAUCAGGGAUGUCUUCUCCAUCACUUCAGACUCGGAUCUCUGGGAAGGAGUGAUGUUUCUCACUCGUUAUAAAGGCCUCGUUUAUUUUCUUUAUUUUUUCGCUCACUCUGCGAUCUUUUUAAAAGUGAUCGGUGACUUAUUUCGCUCAUGUCGUAAAGUUUGAUGGCUUGACGAACAAUUUGCGUCUUAGUUUAUCUUUUAAAUGUAUUAGCUGUGAUUGAACUGGACAUUAUAGAGAAGAGGAGAAACAAACCCUGCUGAGAAUCAAGAUGAUGUGCGAGGUGAUGCCCACCAUCAGCGAGGCGGAGGUCGGCGGUAACGGAAGCGCUCUGGGCUCCGGCUCUCCCGUGCAGACGGACUCUGAGGGCCACUUUGAGUCUCUGAUGGUGUCUAUGCUGGAGGAGAGAGACCGGCUGCUGGACACGCUCAGAGAGACGCAGGAGAACCUGUGUGUGACGCAGAGCAAACUACACGAGAUCAGCCACGAGCGAGACUCGCUGCAGAGACAGCUCAACAGCGCACUGCCACAGGAAUUUGCUGCUCUUACGAAGGAAGUGAAUAUGUGUCGAGAGCAGCUGCUGGAGCGAGAGGAGGAGAUCGCCGAGCUCAAAGCAGAAAGAAACAACACGCGCUUGUUGCUGGAGCAUCUGGAGUGUCUGGUGUCUCGUCAUGAGCGCUCCCUGAGAAUGACCGUAGUGAAGCGUCAGGCGCAGUCUCCCGCCGGCGUCUCCAGUGAGGUGGAAGUGCUCAAAGCUCUCAAAUCUCUCUUUGAGCACCACAAAGCCCUGGACGAGAAGGUGCGGGAGCGUCUGCGCGUGGCUCUGGAGAGAUGCAGCGUGCUGGAGGAACAGCUGACCGCCUCUCAUAAAGAGCUGGCGUUUGUUAAGGAGCAGAGCAGUCAGAGGAAGGUGUUUAUGGACGGAUCAGCAGAAGUGAAUCACAGCUCUGAUGACGCACCAAACACUAAUGGCAAGCAGCGCUUGUCAGACGUCUCUCUGGGUCCAGAGGAGGAUUGUGGGAAGAACGGGGACCUGCAGGAGGCGAUGGACAGACAGAGUAAAGAGCUCCUGCACAUGAAGGAGCGUGUGGCGACUCUGAGCAGCCGCGUCGCUGAGCUGGAGGAGGACCUGGACACGGCCCGCAAAGACCUCAUCAAGUCAGAGGACGUCAACAGCCGCCUGCAGAGAGACAUACGCGAGUCUCUGGCUCAGAAGGAGGACAUGGAGGAGAGAAUCACCACGCUAGAGAAGCGCUACCUGGCGGCUCAGAGGGAAGCCACGUCUGUCCACGACCUCAACGACAAACUGGAGAACGAGAUCGCCAACAAGGACUCUCUGUUCUGCCAGGUGGAGGAGAAGAGCCGGCAGCUGCAGGAGCGACUGGAGCUGGCCGAGCAGAAGCUGCAGCAGACCCUACGCAAGGCAGAGACGCUGCCCGAGGUGGAGGCAGAGCUGGCGCAGAGGGUCGUGGCUCUCACUAAGGCGGAGGAGCGUCAUGGGAACGUGGAGGAGCGUCUCAGACAGAUGGAGGCGCAGCUGGAGGAGAAGAACCAGGAGCUGCUCAGGGCGCGUCAGCGAGAGAAGAUGAACGAAGAGCACAACAAGCGUCUGUCGGAGACGGUGGACAAGCUGCUGUCCGAGUCCAACGAGAGGCUGCAGCUGCACCUGAAGGAGCGCAUGUCUGCGCUGGAGGACAAGAACGCUCUGAUCCGGGACCUGGAGCACACGAAGAAGCUGAUCGAGGAGGCUCAUCACGAGAAGGAGCAGCUGCUCAUCCAGAUCGAGACCAUGAGGGCGGAGCACGAGAGGGGCCGCAGCAGGAGCAACUCUCUGCUGCAUCAUGGGCGUUCUCAUGCGAGUGGCACGCCUGAUUUUAGGUACCCGGUGUCUGUGUCGUCAGCGAUGGACAGUCACUACAGCGGCGCGCUGGUGCUCAGACGACCCCAGAAGGGCCGUGUGUCUGCGCUCCGAGACGAACCCUCCAAGGUGCAGACGCUGGACGAGCAGGAGUGGGAUCGGCUGCAGCAGGCUAAUGUUCUGGCUAACGUGGCUCACGCGUUUGAGAGCGAUAUGGACAUGUCAGACGUGGAAGAUGACAGAGAAACGGUCUUCAGCUCCAUGGACCUUCUGUCUCCUGCUGGACAGGCAGACGCUCAGACUCUCGCCCUGAUGCUGCAGGAGCAGCUGGACGCCAUUAACAACGAGAUACGGAUGAUACAGGAGGAGAAGGAGAACACGACGCUGAGAGCCGAGGAGAUCGAGAGCCGUGUGGGCAGCGGAGACGAUCUGGGCGGCCGCUUCCGCUCCCUGGCGUCCCUCCCGCCCUCCUUCCACGGUUCAUCUCACGGCGAGGCCUCGCCGCCCGGAUCGGGUCACUCCACGCCCCGCCGGCCGUCCCGCAGCCCCAGCCGAGAGCUGGACCGCAUGGGGGUCAUGACCCUGCCUAGCGAUUUGCGGAAACAUCGUAGGAAGUGUGCUCAGGACGAUAAAGCCACUAUCAGAUGUGAGACGUCUCCUCCGUCCACCCCGUCCUCCAUCAGACUCCAUAAAGGAGCGCUGCACACCGCCAGCCACGAGGACAUCAGAGACGUGCGCGGCGCCGGGCUGCAGGACGGAGCGGGCAGUAAUCCCAGCAGCAGCAACAGCAGUCAGGACUCGCUCAACAAGGGCGCCAAGAAGAAAAGCAUCAAGGUCUCCAUCGGCCGUCUGUUCGCAAAGAAGGAGAAGAGUCGACCCAAUCCUGUGGGAAAAGAGUCUCCUGUCCCAGUGCCGGCAGGAACGCCUGACGGAAGCGGCUCACCGGACGCCAUGACGCUCGGCAAACUGGGCGGCCCUGCAGAGAAGAACAGAAAACUGCAGAAGAACCCAAACUCAGGACAUGAACUGCUGGAGGAAGCCUGUCGGCAGGGUCUGCCGUUCGCUCAGUGGGACGGACCCACCGUCGUGGUGUGGCUCGAGCUGUGGGUCGGGAUGCCCGCGUGGUACGUGGCAGCGUGCCGUGCCAAUGUGAAGAGCGGUGCCAUCAUGUCCGCCCUGUCCGACACCGAGAUUCAGCGUGAGAUUGGCAUCAGCAACCCUCUUCACCGCCUCAAACUACGUCUUGCUAUUCAGGAGAUCAUGUCGCUCACGAGCCCGUCGGCGCCACCUACCUCCAGAACGUCUUCUGGGAAUGUCUGGCUCACGCAUGAGGAGAUGGAGAGUUUGGCCGCCACGCCGCUCACGGAGGACGAGGAGGGCGGCUGGGCCCAGACUCUGGCCUACGGCGACAUGAAUCACGAAUGGAUUGGUAACGACUGGCUGCCGAGCCUCGGCUUACCUCAGUACCGCAGUUACUUCAUGGAGUCGCUGGUAGACGCUCGUAUGCUGGAUCAUCUGACCAAAAAAGACCUCCGCAGUCAGCUCAAAAUGGUGGACAGUUUCCAUAGGAACAGUUUUCAGUGCGGUGUGAUGUGUUUGAGACGACUGAACUACGACAGAAAGGACCUUGAGCGAAGACGUGAGGAGUCACAGGUUGAAGUCAAAGAUGUGCUGGUGUGGACGAACGAGCGCGUGGUCAGCUGGGUUCAGGCCAUCGGCUUAAAGGACUACGCCAGCAACCUUCUGGAGAGCGGUGUUCAUGGAGCGCUCAUCGCCUUAGACGAGUCCUUCGACCACAACGCCUUGGCUCUGCUUCUGCAGAUCCCUACGCAGUGCACACAGGCGAGAGCGUUACUGGAGCACGAGUACGGUCACCUGAUAGCCGCGGGAACAGAGAGGAGACUGGAAGAGGAUGACGACAAGAACUUCCGCCGCGCGCCGUCCUGGAGGAAGAAGUUUCGCCCCAAAGACGUGCGCGGGAUGAGCGUGAGCGCCUCUGACACGCUGCCUGCGAGCUUCAGGGUGAGCGCCGGAGACACCGCCCUGCUGGCUAAGAAACCGCAGCUGGACGGCGGCGUGAGCGGAGUUCAGCGUCUGGACUCGGCCGCAGUCAGAACAUACUCCUGCUGAUCUCAACCAGGUGACGCAGCAGAAGAUCACGAGCCCCGUCAGGCUGGAGUUCCACAGCAUUCCUUUGGGAUUUUCCCUGUUACAGACCCAUAAUCCCAUCAACACAAACUCUUAGCGUCCCGCGGGUUUUUACUCUAGAUUUCAACUCUUCUAUUUAUUCCUCCAGAGGGACGUCUCACUAAUUCAGCAGUGUUUCAUAUCAACUUUUGCUUGAUUUUAUUCGGUCACCUUUUAAUUCACGCGUCCUAAUCCAGUUCAAUCUUCUAGAUGUAAUUUAUGUAUCACGAGAGUCCAGAGUUUGUACAUUUACGUCUGUAGGCAUAAUCUCAUUUUUAUCAUUCUCCAUGAGUAUUUUUAUCGUAUCGGCGACUUAUUGAUUUUGUUUUAAAUCUUCCAGCUAAAAGUACUUUGUGUGUUUGAUCUUAACUCUCUUAAUCUUCUCUCCUCUCCCUGUCGAUUCUGAGAAAGUGGCCCGCGUCAAUGGCAUUGUGUGAAUAUCGGGGUCGGUACGUGUUUUAUAUCCUGAUACCAAAAUCAGACCCUUGGAAAAGCCAUACUUUGUAAUAAUUAUGAGGGCUAUUUUGAAUACAUCUUUCUACAGAUCUGAUGUUGAUGCCAGGAUUCUCUAGCAUCUGUUUGGCUGAAAGUCACUGUUUAUCCAUUCCCUUUGUGCUGCAUUACAGGUGUGUGUGUGUGUGUGUGUGUGUGUGUGUGUGUGUGUGUGUGUGUGUGUGUGUGUGUGUGUGUGUGUGUGUGUGUGUGUGUGUGAUUCUCAGACGGACCAAUCCUCCAGUGGCCUCUCUCUGCUCAGUCCUGAUCUCUCUCACUGUAAUCAAGCCUUAUAUUUGUAGCCACUCCUUUUGUUUCAAUGACCCUUUUUGAUAUCGUAUGUAUCGGCCUUUAUGUAGGAAUUGUCAUUUUUGGAUGAUAUCAAAGGCUGGAAUCAUAUCCCAGUCUUCUCGAUUUUGUAAUUUUACAUUCUUUAGUCACAUGUGUACAAUUAAAGUCAUGUUACUAUCUUUUUAUUGUCCUUUAUUUAAACAAAUCUUCUGGUCCUGUAAUAGAAAUAAUGUACAGUCUAAGUACUUAUGAACUAUUUUUAUCACAGUAUUAUUUAUUUCUUUCAUUUCAAUAAAAUACUGAAACUUAUUUUCCACUGCCAAUAAAAAUAAGUCUUUAUGAACAGAUGAUUUUUCCUGAAUCUUUUCUUCUCUCUGAUGUCUUGUUUGAUAAAUUUCUGCCCAUUUAAUGCUAAAAUAUGAUAAAUCAGCAUUCUAAUAAUUAAAAAAGAGCCGCUCUGAAAAGACUCGUCACCAAAGAUGAUAUAAGAUGCUUCUGAUUUAAUCUUGAUAAAACACCUCUGUGAUGAAAUAGUGUAUUGAUUUAAUGGAAUCUAUUCAUGAAAAUGAAUUGGUGUGAAAUAAAGCUCAUCCAAUUUCAUUCAUGAAAUGCAAGUCAAUCUGUUGUCUUUUGUUUAGUUGUGAAUGAAUCUGAGGAGCUGCAGUCAGUCAGGGUCAGAGGUCACUCCUGGAUCAGCUUCAGAUGGACUGAUGAAGAACAGAUCCGGUCUGAAACAUGACGCUUUCCUCUUGAUUCUGACCAACUUCUGCUCCACUGACCACCUAAAUUCAUUCAUAUGUUUUAUUAAAAUCAUACUAUCAUGAGAAUAACACAUUCUUCCUGAUAUUAAAUGCGCAGUUCAGUUCAAUUGUUUCAGGCUGAAAUUGCUGACAUGAAGUAUAAAUAUUAUUUAUCAGUUUAACUUGUUAGGGUUUGAGUUCUGUGAGAACCAGGUUAAUUUCAGUCAGAUUUAUGAUCUGUGUAUUCUUUGCAUUGCAUUUCUAUACAAUUUUAAACAAUGUAAAUGUAAGAUGUCUUAUUUCUUGAUUCCUCGUCACAUAAACUCACUUUCUAUUAAAAAUGUCACAUGAUCAAAUAAAAAAACAUGACAUGAGAGUGAACGCAAAUGAUCUGCCAUGAAAGAAAGAACAUUUCUGCUAGUAAGUUAAUUCACUGCACCUGAUUUCCUGAUGAUUAAUUAAACUAAUUACAAAUAAACUGAAGAAUCAAUCAGUUGUUCCUCUGACUGACUCAGAUCCACAGCGGCGAUGGAAACACACCUCAGCAGGUCCGGGUUCCUCCAGGCUCUCCUGCGGGCCUCCGCGCUCUGUCUCGCGGGUGUGUUUGUUCUGUCGGGUCGCUCCGGCGGCGUCCUGCUGUGCUACUAUCGCCCCCUGCAGGCCAGAGGCGGCCUCUGCACCAACAUGACCACGGAGUGCAGGCCGCACGAGCGCUGCUUCUCCGGCUGGAGGCGCUACGGUCCGGUGUCGGUGCUGGCCGCCCAGGGCUGCGCGUCCCCGGAGCUGUGCGGCUCUAACCACACGGUCACUCUCGCGGGCUCCGACUAUCAGAUCAGCUACACGUGCUGCUGUCACGACCGCUGCAAUGAAGCUCCCGCACCGGAGAACCGUCUCAAGCAGCUGCUCGGGGUCACGGUCAGACCGACGGACAGCAUCACCGCGGGUGACCCGCUUCACUGUCCGGAAGAGUGACGCACUAAACCCUGGAAAUGAGUUUUACUGAGCGCGUGACACAAGCAAAUGUCGCGUGCACAUGAUGGUUUGUAUUAAUAACGUGACGAUUUUAUUAAUGCGACGGACUGCCGUUUCUUCCCUUCAUCAGCAGGUUUACAGUCAGGGAACUGAAGAACCUUUGUUGAAAAUAAACCAUGAUUGAGUCCAUUUUAUCACUCAAUGUCUAUAAUGGUAAACCAUUACUGGUUAUGAGGGUCUGGUUCAAUGAAACACCAUUAUGUGGUGAAAUUGUCAAGAUGGAGUAUUUGUGACUGUAUUUGUUCUCAUCUAACUACCUUUUUUCAACUACAGCCAGUUGUUUUAACUCUGUUUUUGCACUAUUUAUAUCCAAACAUUAGUUUUCCCACACACAUCUGCUAUAAAUGAAUGUUUUGACUUCUACAGCUCAUCCCUAAACUACUGUAUAUGAAACCAUGCUUCAGUUUAAAUACUGUACAUUUAAUUGGUUUUGUUCAUUUCUACACAGUCUUUAACUCCAUUUAAGCAUUUUAAUUAAAGUGGGCAAUAAAAUUGGAAACAUAUUCCAAAACAGCAAAAAAGUUGGAAAAUGAAACGUAAAAUGUGGGAUAUCAAAUUAAACUUGUGUGUUCAUCACUUUCACAAUUACAGCACUGACUGAUGUUCGUCACCAAAUCUCAUGAGAAAACCGAAGUAUUUUUUGAUUUCAUGUGGAUUUGUAAAAUGUGAUUUGUGUGAAAACUUUUUUUUUUUUUUUUCUUCUUCCUUUUCUAAUAAGCAUGAAGGUCCACUCUAAAUCUGACCAUCAGUGGGUUUAAGCAGAUCGUACAAAUACAGAUGAUUUGACCACAAUUUUGCCAAAAUGUAAUAAUUACAAAUUUCCAUGACGUUGUUGCCUUUUGUUCAAGAUUUAGUUAGUAAAUGGGUAAAAUUGUUUCAAUCCCUCCAUCUGAUCCCACAUGACAUUUCUAGUUUAAGUGAAAGUUUUGGGUAAAUUCUAAUAUCAUGCAGCACUGCCGUUAAGGCGUCAUAUAUAUCGUUUUAAUUUUUUAGUGAUUCUUAUUUAUUUCCAGUUUCAAUUCCAAUAAGGUAUAAAGUCAAACAUUUAGAUAUCAAUCGUGUGUCUUUUGGCAAAACAUUUUGUUGAAUACCAUGAACAAAAAUCAGCCUAAAGAACACUUACAUGAGGAGCUUGACUAUGGUUCAUUAAAAAUAUCAGAAAAAACGACUUACUAAUAGCCUAUAGAUUUCAAACUUUAUUAAAGACAAUUAAAUAGCAAUAAAAUGAGAACAAAUAAAUUAGCAAUAGCACAAAUACAAGAAAAUAAAUAUAAUCAAAUGUAAAAUAAUGCCGCUCUUUUUAUAAAAAAAAAAAAAUUAAUCUUUAUUAAAGUGAAAGUUAUUCAGUCAAGAUCAGUGACUUUAGAUAUUUUGGCUUGAUUUUGUGUUUGUCCGUUCAAGUGCAAGAAGAUGCUAAAGAGAACUUAACUCAGUAUUCACACAGGCGAGUGCUGCAUCCGGUGCUUCAAUAGUUUAAAAUCACAUUCAAUUGUGCACACAGUCAACAAGUGGAAUAGAAGUUUUAAUUUUAAUCAAGUGUCCAUUUCCAGAAUGGGAAUUCGAUUCCCAACCGCAGUGCCGGUGUGGGACGACCUGGAUCUCAUCAGAUGUUUCAAAAUUGUACACUUUGGUAAACUUUCUGUAUUGGAUUUCUUCUCUUUUGUUUUCUUUUUGUGGUUCCUAAAGUCUGCGCAUGUGUUUGUGUGGAGAACAUACUGUUAAUCUGAUGAAGUUACAACCGUCUGACUGGAUCGAUUUGGUUGGUGCCACUAGUGUGGAUAUGAGAACCAAAAUUCAAUUGUAGUUGAAUACAGAAAGUAAACUCACCCUGUUCACACACUUUCAGUUUCCAGAUGUUAAUAACAGAACAUCAUUAGUCUUGAGGAACUGAGAUGUUCAGGAGAUCAGCUCGUGCAGAGCCUUCAUCAGGUCCGGUUACACAGACUAACCGUGUGCUGAUUGAGCUGUGCAGCAAUUAAAGUAAUUAAGGCAACAGCUCACACCUGGAUUAUGGAUGUGUGUCUUAUUUAACACACACACGACCUCUCAUUUGAGAAGCUGUUUGUUGCAGUGCACUUGUGUGUUUUUCUGGGACAAAAUGCAGUCUAAAUCUGUUCUUCAGUGGAUCUCAGGCCUGGUUUUCUUGGUUUUGUGUCUUCAGCCUGGCGUCGUCUGUCAAAACCUCAUGUGUUACUUCUGUCCUCUGACGUCCUUCAACAAGACCUGUAAACACACUCUGUCCGAGUGUCCGCCGCAGCAGCUGUGCUUCACCUCCGACGGACGCUUCGGACGGGCCUCCCUGCUGUUCUCCAAGGGCUGCAUAACCAGGAGCGACUGCGUCCGACCCAAGAGUUCUGUGGUCCGCGGGAACAACGUCACCUUCACGUACUCGUGCUGCAGCCGGAGCUACUGUAACUCCAGCGGGCGCGGCGCGGCCCGUCCGGCUCUGCUCGCAGUGACUGCUAUCGCUGUGAGUGUGUUUGCAGCCGGACUGUGGUGAUCCUCUAGAGACAUGGACGAAACACGGCACUCAUCUGCUACUGAGCCUUUAGGAAGCUGUGUGGAAGUAUUUUAAUGUGCACUUCUUUUAACUGAGCCUCAUUAAAUGUGUUGAUCUUAAA
Molecule: messenger RNA, 9762 nt
Organism: Megalobrama amblycephala (Wuchang bream)
Lineage: Eukaryota; Metazoa; Chordata; Actinopteri; Cypriniformes; Xenocyprididae
Gene: ppfia1
Product: PTPRF interacting protein alpha 1
Exons: 33
Coding region: 813-4529 (1238 amino acids)
Biological process (GO): synapse organization
Cellular component (GO): presynaptic active zone
Molecular function (GO): protein binding
Source: RefSeq, a predicted model, not a curated record